Messenger RNA from Suillus bovinus, 2772 nucleotides. RefSeq names its product fimbrin. The record is from RefSeq and is a predicted model, not a curated record. Lineage: Eukaryota; Fungi; Basidiomycota; Agaricomycetes; Boletales; Suillaceae. Gene Ontology annotation, cellular component: actin filament bundle; cytoplasm; actin filament. The transcript is spliced from 8 exons. Gene Ontology annotation, molecular function: actin filament binding. Bases 492 to 2540 code for a protein of 682 amino acids. Gene Ontology annotation, biological process: actin filament network formation; actin filament bundle assembly.
GUUUAGGCUGAGUGGCCGUGUAGACGCCACACAUCAGCUGCAGCCGUAGGCACCAUGGUGUCAUCAUCUGUUGCGCCAACACAACUGUGAACUCCCCUCUUAGAAGAAGACUUAGAAGCUUAGAAGCUUAGUUAAAUAGAUUUGCCAACUUGAUAGGUAAACUUCAAGUUUAUGUGAUGAGCUCAUGUGCUAAUCUGACCCGACUAUUUUCUGAUUUCCGCACUGCGCAGUGACUCUUCUCAGUCCGAAUACCCAGCGUGUCCCUUAUCGAGGCCGAGCAGUGCCCAUUGCCCAGGCCCCACUGACAUGAGGCCAAGGGCAAUGCUUUGAAGUUGUGUCAUGCACAGUGCCUCAAAUACCUUUUUAAUCAUAGUUCCGUGUAAUUAAACAUCGAUCGGAACUGCGGGCAACUGCGUGCUGCGUGUAACUUGAAGGGUUAUAAGUAGAAGAGAAAGAGUGAAGUUUGUUUGAAACACUCCUGCAAGUUAAAGAUGGUGAUGGUUACGCGUAGUCAAUCGCCCGCAGCCAAGUGGCAACGCCCAGCACCGCGUUCCACAACUUACUCUAUCCAAUUACCGCCACUAUCCUCGUCAUCAUCUCCGAUGGAAGCCUUCCGACUGCAAAAGAAAUAUCCAGAAGUCUCCAAAGAUGAAAUGUUUGAUCUCGUAAAUCGCUUUAAUGCGAUCAGUACCAACACGCCAGGUCGUAUAGACAAGAGUGCUAUUCUUCAAGCACUUCAGAACACCGGAGAAUCGUACGACAAGGCUCGGGAGACUCUUAAACAUGUCUCUGUCGAUGCCAGUGGCAAAGUCGAGCUCGAGGACUGGGUAGAGCUCAAUGUCAAACUGCGCACACAAAGCAAGGCUUCCGUCCUCCCAACACGAGCAGGAAAAGUUACUGUCCAAGGCUCAAACGCUAAUGUCAGUCAUACCAUCAAUGAAGAUGAGCGGACGGAAUUCACAAAUCACAUCAACACAGUGAUCGAGAACGACCCCGACAUUGGGAACCUUUUCCCAAUCCCUACCUCAACUAUGCAGCUCUUUGACGAGUGCAAAGAUGGCCUCAUCCUCUGUAAACUGAUCAACGAUUCCGUCCCCGACACCAUCGAUACCCGUGUGCUGAACAAGCCAAGCCCGAGGAAACCGUUGAAUGCUUUUCAGAUGACAGAGAACAACAACAUCGUAAUCGCGUCUGCCAAGGGUAUCGGAUGCUCCGUCGUCAAUAUUGGCUCUUCCGAUAUCGCAGAGGGGAGAGAGCAUUUGAUCCUUGGGCUUAUUUGGCAGAUCAUACGACGUGGUUUACUCGCACAAGUGGAUAUUAAGAUUCAUCCUGAAUUGUAUCGGCUAUGCGAGGAUGGCGAAACUAUUGACGAUCUUCUACGGUUGACACCAGAUCAAAUUCUACUCCGUUGGUUCAACUACCACUUGAAAGCCGCAGGGUGGAAACGGAGAGUCAACAACUUCAGCCGCGACGUCUCAGACGGCGAGAAUUACACCGUCCUCUUAAACCAGCUUAAACCAGACCAAUGUUCUCUGGCACCUCUCCAAACUAAAGACGUGAGACAACGCGCAGAACAAGUCCUCCAAAACGCUGAAGUCAUCGGCUGUCGCAAGUACCUAACACCUUCAUCCAUCGUCUCCGGUAACCCCCGGCUCAACCUUGCCUUCGUCGCAAACCUUUUUAACACGUGGCCCGGCCUCGAGCCCCUCGACGAACAAGAAGCUAAAGAUUACGGCGCUGUUGAGGACUUUGACGCAGAGGGUGAACGUGAGGCACGCGCAUUCACGCUAUGGCUCAACUCGCUCGGCGUCGAGCCAGCAGUGUUCAACUUAUUUGAGAACUUACGCGAUGGACUCAUCAUCCUCCAAGCAUUCGACAAAAUUUCGCCCGGCUCUGUAGUAUGGCGCCGUGUUUCGAAGCCCAAAGGCGGUGCACAAGCUGCACCCCUAACAAUGCUUGAUGAGGAGGAGCAGGAAGAUAUUGGUGUCACUCCCAACCAAAGCAUGCUCUCCCGUUUCAAGCAAGUGGAGAACACAAACUACGCGGUGGAGCUCGGGAAGCAGAAUGGGAUGCACCUUGUUGGUAUACAGGGGGCUGAUAUCGUUGAUGGUUCAAAGACACUCGUUCUUGGUCUUGUCUGGCAACUAAUGAGGUUGAACAUCACAAAGACCCUGAUGGCGCUCUCCAAGACCGGCAAACCCAUCAGCGACACAGACAUGCUCAAAUGGGCAAAUGCAACUGCACAAAAAGGCAAACCCGGCGUUCGACCCAUUCGAUCGUUCAAAGAUCCAGCUAUCACCACUGGGCUAUUCUUCCUCGAUCUUCUGGACGCGAUGAAACCAGGGAUCGUGGACCCUGCUCUUGUGAUUAAUGUCAGCGAGAGUGGAGCUUAUGAGGAUCGGCGGCAGAAUUCAAAAUUGGCUAUUUCUAUUGCGAGAAAGAUGAACGCGCUGAUUUUCUUGGUGCCUGAAGACAUAGUGGACGUUCGUCCACGACUUAUUUUGACGUUUGUUGCAAGUUUGAUGAGCAUAUCGCAGUGAUCUGAGCUCGUGUUUUUUCAUUCAUUGAUAAGUAUUCUCGCUGUUGUUGUUUGCGAACGAAGUUCGUCAAUUUGCUACGUGGCGGACAUCCAAUAUAUGUGCAUACUGCUUACCUCUGAUGCUAUUACUCUGGUUUAAACGUUGGUGAUGUUGGACCCACAAAGCCGGGAAUUUGACGACUCUGUACAAAACCUUGUAAUCCAAACAUGAAUGCAUUGCAAAGCGAACAAAA